AUGGUGCAAGUCCUUGGCGUGGAUCCAUCCGCAGUAGCGGCCAUUACACGGAGCACCAAUGAUGCCAUUAACCCCAACCACCACAAUGGUGAAGAGGAUUCGCAAGACAAUGCGAAGCAGGAUCACAGCAGCCGAACCUCGUUGACACUGAGUGGCAGCUGGGAUGUCACCGCUAUUACCACAGUCUCGGAACCCCCAGGGAAUGGCAUUGAUGUCCCCAUCUUGCUGCAGCCAUUGUUCGGCCUCGACUUUUUGCCCUUUGCGACUCCACCACCCAUACCCGAAGAAGAUCCUACUACCAAAGAGCCAGAGCUUGCAGUGCCUCCCAUGGUGGUGGAGAUCUCAUCAGCUACGGAGGAAGAGGUGCCUGGCAUUCAACCAGAGGAUGCUUUUAAUGAGAUACCCGUCCAUUCGAUACAACGCAUUGCUCAUCAGCCAGCACUUGAUCCCCAGGAAACCAGAGAGCUCCAAGAGCUUCUCCAGCAAGCCGACAAGAAGAAAAACAAAAAGAAGAAGAAACGGGGAUUCAAGGCAGUUGUUUCCAUCUUUCAGAGGAAAAAGAAGCAACAUGGCAAGACACUAAGAGUGGAGACAGCCGUGCCAACUUCGAUAGAGCACCUGUUACUGCAAACAACCAAUGACGGGGUAUCCCCGACCUUCACUGCCACCACUAUUACCAACGAAGAGGCAUUGUCUCCUGGCAGUUGCAAUAGUAGAAAGGCUGCUCUUGCGACUACUACUAAACAGGACGAAAAGCUCAACAACCUGCAGCUACAAGCACACCAACAAGAAGAGUGCAUCCAUGCAACGCAAGGAGAGAUACAUAACCUGCAGUCAAAACUGCAAGCAUCCAUAUCCAGGUACCAGGCUCAGCUGCAAGACUUUGAGACUACACAGAAGCAACUCGAAGAAAUGAUUGCAUCCCAGCAACAACAGCAACCACCACACACAAAGGAAUCCACCUCGGAGCAGCAAUCAUCAUCAUCUACCACCAACCAGCAACAACGACGAGUGCUCAGAAAGAGCGAGUCGGGAUCCUUCAUGCGCGUUCAUGACCUCGACCUGUCACCCAAAUCAUCCACUCUGUCGAGUUCUUCGUCGGAUCCCUCCUUGUCGUCGCUAUCCCACUCGGGUCAUGCGGCCGGUGUACCAACGCCAGAACAACCACCCAUGCCCACACCAGACUUUUUGCAAAUGGAUCAGUACUUGGUCGAGAUUGUUCAACAGCUCAUCUUUGUCGGAUAUGACCUUGCAUUUGACGAAGGAGAUCGGUACACGCCCACGAGAGAAACAGCCAAACUCAUUACCGCCGCCUCCAUGGAACGGAAUCGCCAUGGUUGGCCCAUCUCCCCAUGGACGGCCGCCUUGGGAGAACAGAUUCUCGUUUGGACAGGACGGGUCUCGCAUGGUGGAUUUGGUCACACAUGGCCCAUUGUCAAGGGUCGUGUCUUGUUGCAUACAACCCCCAAGAACGUCUUGGAGUACCUGUGGGACUCGUCCAUGGUCCCAAAGUACAAUCCACACUGUCAGGGGCGAGAGGAUGUCUACGUGCUACAGGACGAUGUGGACAUGAAAGCUAGUGAAAAUCCAUACGGGUUCACUGGCUGUGCCAAGAUUGUAAAAUCCUUGAACAAACAUCGCCUCUUGCCCAAGGGCAUUGAAAUGAGUGUGCUGUUGUAUGCCAGACCAAUGGAACAGCAUGAAGGAUCAUACAUUCUAGUGAGCCGUUCCGUGUGGGAGAACGACAAGGGCACAUUGGAUAGUGCCGCAGCCAAACAGGUGAUCAGGACUGAAAUGUUGAUGGGGUGCACCAUCAUUCGAAAGCUUGAUGACCAGUCUUGCGAACUGACACAAUUGACGCAUGUUCACCUUCCUGGUGUGCCGGAGAUGUUGGCUCGGCGCACGGCACCUGGCCAGUGCUUUAGUUUGAUGAAGACGCUACAAGCCCACUUUCCACCGCCAUCCACUUCGAAUGCAUAA
This is a messenger RNA of Seminavis robusta, 1980 nucleotides long. Lineage: Eukaryota; Bacillariophyta; Bacillariophyceae; Naviculales; Naviculaceae. The record is from the annotation of a GenBank genome assembly.